CUUGAACGGUCACCAGUCAUGAGCGGUGCCAAGGACGUGUACUCGGACGACGAGCUCGACGGGCCAUACGAUGCGAAGAAGCUCCACCGCACGGCCAAGGUACGUGUCCUUGUCCUUGUGUGUCAAAUUGCAGCUGCCUAGUUUCUCGAGCCUGCGGCGCCGCUGGCGUGCAUGAGCAGCGAAAAGAAAUGCUCGCCCAAGCACCGUCACACGGAGGCAGACUUUGGCAAGCUCCCGAGCCCGUCGUCGCCGCGGGAAGGCAGCCCGCCGAGGAACCUCCCGCCCAUGCUCGCGAUGCCCAAGCCCAAGCCUUGCUUCAGCUCGCCAGCAUUCCCGCAGGUGCAGACGCGGCCGCAGUCGCCGACCGGAUCGCCCUCGAAAAAGCUGCCGCCGCCGCCCGAAAAGUACCACGCGCUCCAUGGCGGCCCCAUCGACCCCACCAGCCGCGUCUUUGUACCGGGCAAGGGCGAGCCCAAGACGACCCACCUGCCCAAGCCCGACAAGGUGAAGGCCAAAGCCACAAGCUCCUUUAGCGACGCCAAGCAGACCGAGCCGGCGCCGCAUCGGGUCAAGAGCGUGCAAAGCCUCGCGACUGAGAUCCGGCGGCUUCGCUCGCGGACGCACAACACGGACGCAGACGAAGUCGACGACGCGGACGCCAAGCACGCCAAGCCCCCGGCACCACAGACGCAGUCCCCGCCCAAGCGGUCGGUCGGCGCCGGUCGGCCCAACUUCAACUUGCAGCUGGACGUGUCGCCCAAGCAGCGGGUGCUGCAGCUCGACAUCGCCGACGCGGCCCGCGGGCCCAAGGACGACGAGGCAAAAGCGGCGAAGUCCAAAAAGCGCGACGCGUUCGGACUCAACUUGGAGCUCGAGCUGGAGCUCGACGAGCCGAGCUUAGAGAAAUCCUACGACCUGUCAGCGUCCGGGACGUUUGAUGUUGUUGACUUUCAGAUCAAGCAGACGGGCAUUGCACACCACUUGUCGCCGACGCCCAUCAGCGGCGGUCCGUCGUCGCCCCGGAACAACAUGAAGAAGCAGCUCAUCAAGCUCGGGGUGCUUGGCAAAGGCGCGAGCGGCGUCGUUCACAAGGCACUGCACGUUCCGUCGCUGCUGCUUGUCGCUGUCAAGGUUAUCCCAGUCUUUGAGAACGAAAAGCGUCACCAGCUCAUCGCCGAAGUCAAGACCCUCUACAACAACAUGUCGUCGCUCACCGAUGAGAGCGAGCGACACAAGGUGGCGUGCCCCGAGAUCGUGUGCCUCUACGAUGCUUUUAUGAACCCCAACGAAGGCAACGUCUCGAUCGUCGUCGAGUACAUGGACGGCGGGAGUCUCCAGGACAUUGUCGACACGGGCGGCUGCACGUCCGAGAGCGUCCUGGCCAACAUAGCGUUCCGCGUCCUCAAAGGCCUUCGCUUCUUGCACGAGCACCACCAGCUGCACCGCGACAUCAAACCCAGCAACCUCCUCAUCAACCAUUUUGGCGACGUCAAGGUCUCGGACUUUGGAAUUGCAAAAGAAAUGGAAAACUCGGUGGCCAAAGCCACGACCUUUGUGGGCACCUUGACCUACAUGUCGCCCGAGCGCAUUGCCAGCGAGGCCUACUCGUACAAGUCGGACGUGUGGUCCUUCGGGCUCUCCAUCAUGACGUGCGCCCUCGGGCACUACCCGUACGCGACCAAAGGCGGGUACUGGGAGCUCCUCCACAGCAUCCGCAACGAACCCCCGCCCAAGCUGCCCAGUAGCAGCGGCUUCUCGGGGGACUUUCGCGACUUCUUGGACAAGUGCUUGGCCAAGGACCAGAACGACCGGUGGAGUGUCAAGCAGCUGCUCGAACACAACUUUCUACGCGAGUGCCGGUGCGAGUUUGGCGCGGCGACUCCCUUCGCCGCGCGCGGCAAAGGCGACGACGAAGACGACGCCGAGAGCAGCCUCGAGCUCGAUGUGAUCGUGCCCAAGCUCAUGGACCACUACUUCAAGGCGGCGCGGGAGCUGGUUCUGGACCACGCCUACUCGUACGACGACAUUAUCGGGUGGCUCAAGCUCCUCCCGGCCAUGCAAAACAGCAAACUCAACCGGUUCGCUGACCAAGUCGGUUGCCCGCGCCGCGCCGUUUACAAGAAGCUCGAGCACGCGAUGAACCUGCUCCUCGAACGGAUCAAGGACGCCCACUUUGACGACGAAUAA
Saprolegnia diclina VS20 is the source of this 2187-nucleotide messenger RNA. RefSeq names its product STE/STE7 protein kinase, variant. The transcript is spliced from 15 exons. Gene Ontology annotation, biological process: MAPK cascade; protein phosphorylation. Lineage: Eukaryota; Oomycota; Saprolegniomycetes; Saprolegniales; Saprolegniaceae. Gene Ontology annotation, molecular function: ATP binding; MAP kinase kinase activity. The record is from RefSeq and is a predicted model, not a curated record. Bases 172 to 2187 code for a protein of 671 amino acids.